This is a messenger RNA of Cygnus atratus (black swan), 2493 nucleotides long. RefSeq names its product collagen alpha-1(I) chain-like. The transcript has 2 exons. Bases 1 to 2493 code for a protein of 830 amino acids. NCBI's taxonomy places the organism in Eukaryota, Metazoa, Chordata, Aves, Anseriformes, Anatidae. The record is from RefSeq and is a predicted model, not a curated record.
AUGGCCCGAAGAAGGCCCGAGGGGGCCGCAAAGAAGGCCCGAGGGGAACCCGAGGAGGGCACAAAGAAGGCCCAAGGAGGGUGCAAAGAAGGCCCUAGGAGGGCGCAAAGAAGGGCCCAGAGGAGGGCCCGAGUAGGGCCCAGAGAAGGCCCGAGGGGGGCCCAAAGAAGACCCGAGGGGGGCCCGAGGGGGCGCAAAGAAGGCCCGAGGGGGGCGCAAAGAAGGCCCGAGGGGGGCCCGAGGGGGCGCAAAGAAGGCCCGAGGGGGGCCCGAGGGGGCGCAAAGAAGGCCCGAGGGGGGCGCAAAGAAGGCCCGAGGGGGCGCAAAGAAGGCCCGAGGGGGGCGCAAAAAGGGCCCAAAGAAGGGCCCAGAGGAGGGGGCAAAGAAGGGCCCAGAGGAGGGGGCAAAGAAGGGCCCAGAGGAGGGCGCAAAGAAGGGCCCAGAGGAGGGCGCAAAGAAGGGCCCAGAGGAGGGCGCAAAGAAGGGCCCAGAGGAGGGCGCAAAGAAGGGCCCAGAGGAGGGCGCAAAGAAGGCCCAAGGAGGGUGCGCAAAAAGGCCCGAGGAGGGGUCGAGGAGGGCGCAGAGAAGGCCCAAGGGGGACGCAAAGAAGGGCCCGAAGAAGGCCUUAGGAGGACACGCGAAGAAGGCCCAAGGGGGCCCGAGCAGGGCGCAAAGAAGGGUGCGGAGAAGACCCAAAAAGGGCCCGAAGAAGGCCUGAGGGGGGCGCAAAGAAGGCCCGAGGGGGGGCGCAAAGAAGGCCCGAGGCGGGGCGCAAAGAAGGCCCGAGGGGGGGCGCAAAGAAGGCCCGAGGGGGGGCGCAAAGAAGGCCCGAGGGGAACCCGAGAAGGGCGCAAAGAAGGGCCCAAAGAAGGGCCCAGAGGAGGGCGCAAAGAAGGGCCCAGAGGAGGGCGCAAAGAAGGGUGCGCAAAAAGGCCCGAGGAGGGGUCGAGGAGGGCGCAGAGAAGGCCCAAGGGGGACGCAAAGAAGGGCCCAGAGGAGGGCGCAAAGAAGGGCCCGAAGAAGGCCUUAGGAGGACACGCGAAGAAGGCCCAAGGGGACCCGAGACAGCCCGAGGGGGGCCCAAAGGCGGCCCGAGCGGGGCCCGAGGAGGGCACAAAGAAGGGCCCAGAGGAGGGCACAAAGAAGGGCCCAGAGGAGGGCACAAAGGAGGGCGCAAAGAAGGGCCCAGAGGAGGGCGCAAAGAAGGGCCCAGAGGAGAGCGCAAAGAAGACCCGAGGGGAACCCGAGGAGAGUGCAAAGAAGGCCCGAGGAGGGCGCAAAGAAGGCCCAAGGAGGGGUUCAGAGGAGUGCGCAAAGAAGGGCCCAGAGGAGGGCCCGAAGAAGGCCCGAGGAGGGCCCAAGGGGGGCGCGGAGAAGGCCCAAGGGAAGCCCGAGGAGGGCGCAAAGAAGGCCCGAGGAGGGCGCAAAGAAGGCCCGAGGAGGGGUCCAGAGGAGUGCGCAAAGAAGGGCCCAGAGGAGGGCCCAAAGAAGGCUCGAGGAGGGCCCGAGGGGGGCGCGGAGAAGGCCCAAGGAGGGUGCGCGAAGAAGGGCCCUAGUAGGGCGCAAAGAAGACCCAAGGAGGGCACAAAGAAAGCCCAGAGGAGGGCCCGGAGAAGGCCCAAGGGAAGCCUGAGGAGAGCGCAAAGAAGGCCCGAGGAGGGCGCAAAGAAGGGCCCGAAGAAGGCCUUAGGAGGACACGCGAAGAAGGCCCAAGGGGGCCCAAGGAGGGCGCAAAGAAGGCCCGAGGAGGGUCCAAAAAAGGGCCCAAAGGAGGGCCCGAAGAAGCCCCGAGGAGGGCCCCGAGGAAGGCCCCAGGAGAGCUCGAGGGGGGCACGCGAAGAAGGCCCGAGGGGGGCGCGUGAAGAAGGACCGAGGGGGGCCCAAAGAAGGGCGAAAAGAAGGCCCGAGGGGGUCCCAAGGAGGGUGCAAAGAAGGCCUGAGGAGGGCGCGCGAAGAAGGACCGAGGGGGGCCCAAAGAAGGGCGAAAAGAAGGCCCGAGGGGGACGCAAAGAAGAGCCCAGAGGAGGGCCCGAAGAAGGCCCGAGGAGGGCGCAAAGACGGACCGAGGAGGGCCUGAGGAGGGCGCAAAGAAGGGCCCAGAGGGUGGCCCAAAGAAGGGCCCAGAGAAGGGCCCAGAGAAGGCCCGAGGAGGGCGCAAAGAAGGCCCGCGGAGGGCGCAAAGAAGGGCCCGAAAAAGGCCCGAGGGGGGGCGCAAAGAAGGCCCGAGGGGGGGCGCAAAGAAGGCCCGAGGAAGGACCCAGAGGAGGGUGCAAAGAAGGGCCCAAAGAAGGACCCGAAGAAGGCCCGAGGAGGGCACGAAGAAGAGCCCAGAGGAGGACCCGAAGAAGGCCCAAGGGGGGCCCGAGGGGGGCGCAAAGAAGGGCCCAGAGGAGGGCGCAAAGAAGGGCCCAGAGGAGGGCGCAAAGAAGGGCCCAGAGGAGGGCCCGAGGAGGGGUGCGGAGAAGACCCAAGAAGGGCCCGAAAAAGGCCUGA